Galendromus occidentalis (western predatory mite) is the source of this 3896-nucleotide messenger RNA. RefSeq names its product polyadenylation and cleavage factor homolog 11. NCBI's taxonomy places the organism in Eukaryota, Metazoa, Arthropoda, Arachnida, Mesostigmata, Phytoseiidae. Bases 256 to 3621 code for a protein of 1121 amino acids. The record is from RefSeq and is a predicted model, not a curated record. Gene Ontology annotation, molecular function: ubiquitin binding; phosphatidylinositol binding; mRNA binding. The transcript is spliced from 18 exons. Gene Ontology annotation, cellular component: cytoplasm; mRNA cleavage factor complex. Gene Ontology annotation, biological process: termination of RNA polymerase II transcription; mRNA 3'-end processing.
AAGCCCGUUCUUAGAGCUUGUGCGUGCACGGAGGAGAUUUCGUCAAAGUUUCGACGUCAUUCGUUGAUGAACGCCCGGAGGAAGAUUCGUUGUGACCGCCCGUGGCAUCGGUAGCGCGCGGAGCUUCCGAGCGGUGUAGACUACAUUACUUUCCCUGACUUCAUUGGACUGGCGAGAGCGGCUUUGGCGGCUCGACCCGACGACUAUUUGAGUUCCACUGGGUAUUCCUGAGUAUAUCGCUUCAGGCACGCUAAUAUGGAAGAGUCCGCGGUCAACGAAUACGCAUCGUCGCUCAGUGAGUUGGUCACGAACUCGAAACCACUGAUAUCGAUGCUGACCAUCCUUGCGGACGAAAAUAAAGCACAUGCGGCGAAGAUCGCACAGGUCAUCCAAAAAUACCUCGAAAAGAGUCCGACGAAAAUCAAACUCCUGUCUCUUUAUUUGAUCGACUCCAUAGUCAAAAAUGUUCGUGAACCAUACAUCCAGAUCUUUUCGGAGAACCUUGUGCCGAUGUUCACCGAGGUUUUCGAGGGGGGCGAUGAGAAAGUUCGAGCAGCUUUAUUCAAACUGCGACAAACGUGGAAAGGCAUAUUCAGCGAGUCUAAACUAUAUCUAGUGGACAUAAGCACAAAACGUAUGGACCCUCAAUGGCCCAUAACGACCUCCACCGAGAGCCUGAGGGCGCCGAUUCAUCUCAAUCCGAAGUUCUUCUUGCGGCAAACGAACGGAAUACCAGAGAAGACAAGUGAAACGACCGAAAGUGAGAAAGUUGGAGAUGAGAAAAGCGACAGGCCGCACAGCAAUCCCGAAGAUUCGCACCGGGACGAUAGGGGACAAAUAAACCUCAUGAGCGCCGAUGCGGGGAUUCAGAAACGUACCGACCCUCGGCUGAAAAAGAAGGACUCGGGUGAGAAGAAAACUUCGUCGAAGACAUCUGCAAGGCAUCAAGAGAGUUCGGAAAAGCGCCGGCCAUCUCCGAAGUCGUCAUCUAGGUCUUCGACGCAGAAGUCCGAUCACAAGAAAGCAGUCAAGCGAACUUCCGAGGAACCCACGUCUCUUGAGCCGAGCUUGGCGGAUAAGGAGGCCGCAGCCAUCCUGAGCGGGGAUGUCGACCUCAGACUUCUGGCACCCGUGACGAAAAAACCCAAGCACGAACUGCAGGAUGACGGAGAUCUUCCAAUCGCUGACGUUGACCUCAGAAUAAGGCCGGAGCCUCUCGAGGGUGAAUCGGGAAGUACACUGGUCGCCGUCAAAACUGAGGUCGCUGGAGCCGGAGAAGCUGUCGAUACAAGUACGCGCAGAGCCAAGACAAAGGGAAGAUCGAAGAGCCAUUCCACGAAAGCUGCGUCGCAGAGAUCGGUUUCCAGCGGUGGCCACAAUCGAGUACCGCAAGGCGGUGCGGCAUCGCAGCCGGACUCCUCCGAUCCCAAGUUCUCCGAUCGGAACCUGAAACCCAAGGGAGCACCUGAGAUGGGCCUUCCCGCUGCUUUGAAGAACAAGGGUAUUCGGGUGUCUGACCCUGCUCCGGACUCGGGACAAAUCCGUCUUGACGGGAGAAUGAGGGAAGUGCGCUUCGUCGACGGAAUAGCGGUGGCCAUCAUCGAAGAGGUGCCGCCCAAUCUCGUUCGUGCUCGGCAAAUCAUGUUCCGUGGUGGCUCGAAAAAAAUCAUCAUCAAUGACACUAUCGAAGUACUGACAGCCUUUGACGGUCGCGAGCACGAUUUCAAUUUGAACGGAAAUCGCCACCGCAUCCGAUUCGGAGCUCCUUUGAGGGAGCUGUAUAUUGAUGGUAUACCGUACGCGUGUCAAUUCAACGGGGUUCCAAUCUAUGUCAGGAGCCGGGAGGACGUGUUCUCAGUCACCUUACACCCGCCGUGUCCGAGUGUCAACGACAAAAUGGAAGCCACCCCUGAGUUAUUGAAUAAACUCGGUUUAAAACCCCUUCUUCCGAAUCCCACAACUCCUUUCGUAGGAGCUCCUUUCCAAGGAAUGCCAACCAUCCCGGGACACCCUGCAGUGAACGGCACGAACUCUGGGGGAUGGAUUCGAUAUCAAGAUGAACUCAACGCCCCCGCCAACUUACCUCCCGGAAUAUUCCCGCCGAUGCCGGGUGCUUUGGGGCUCGCUCAGCAUACCGCUUUCCCCGGAUCCAACCUGUUCUGCGCUCCGUCGCAUUUGGCAACUUCUCCCUACGGCGCUUACCAGAUGCUGCCGACAGCGAAUCUUCCCAUGCCGGUGGUUCAAGCUCCGGUUCAGCCGAGCGCCACGACAGCCGUUACGGCCCCGAAUCCAGAAGUUAAUUUAAAUGUCUCUGAUCUUCUAAGCAAGCUGGUCAACGCUGGCAUUAUCGGUUCUGGUGACAGCAAGCCGGAUGGUGAGCAUAAUCAGCCCAAGCCGAAGGAAGUGGUGAAAGAAGAUAUCCCACGAUUGACUUUCAAGAAGACGGACUUGUUGAAGAAACGGUACAAUGGCGUCAUAUCAGCUCUACACGACGGAAUGCAGUGCGCAACCUGUGGCCAACGAUUCUCGCAGGCCGAGAAGAGCUCGGAUAAAUACGCGCAGCAUCUGGACUGGCACUUCAGAUCGGCUCGGAGAGGAAGAGAGGGCUUGAAGAAAGCAUCAUCUCGGAAAUGGUUUUACCAGAUCUCCGACUGGAAGCUAUUCGAAGAAGUUGAGGACAUCGACGAUCGAGCUCGGAGCUAUUUCGAAAUUCAAGAAGCACAACAUGAUAAUCCCACCCAAGAGAUCGAGACGUCCGAUGUUCAAGAAGUUCCGACGGUUAGCGCGAAGCAUGUCGACCAGAACGAAAAUAAUUGUUUCUUGUGUCACGAAGCUUUCGAUCUAUUCUUCUGUGAAGAGAGUGAAGAGUGGCGACUGCGCAACGCUGUGAUCUCGGAUGGGAAGGUUUUCCAUCCAAUUUGCUAUGAGGACUUCAUCAGACCGACACCUGAUCCUAUCGUGCCAAAGAAAGAAACUGCGACUGAAUGUGCUGAGCCCAUGGAAGUUGAAAACCCGACCAUCAAAGCCGAAGUCAGUGAGAUGCGAGCAGACGAGACCAGCCAACCUCUGCCCGGGUUGGACUUCGCUCCGCCGUCCACAAAAGAAAUACAGCGAGAAGUUCAGGUGAAACAGGAACCUGAGGAAAACCCCGAAGGAGACGCCACCGAGCAACCAUCGGAAGCCGGAGAAACUUGCGAAGACGAGAAUGACCCUAAUGACACGAUCCAAUUAGCGGAACAGACCGUGAUAGUUGAGGAUCUGGGCGAACUCGGGGUUCACAGCGAGUCCACGAGCGCUGCGGGGGGUGAUGAUGAGUCGACGCAAAACAGUGAAUCGGUAGAUCCAGUUGGGGCUCGGAGCGUGACCAGUCCCGAAAACGUCAGCCAAGAUUCGCAAUCCGAAUCCAAAGUCAUUGUUAAGAGUACGGGUGGUAUUGUUCUGAAAGUCAACUUCGACAGUAAAGCGAACGGUGAUAAUAGUGCAGCCGAUGCGAGCGUGGCCGAAGAGCCCGAACUCGAGCAAGAAGUGGAGUGGACGCCUCCGACACCUGACCCAGCCUACAAAACAUGUGCCCCUGUCCGGAAGGGAACGGAGGAGAGCGGGCUAUGCAGCAUAAUGUAAACUCUCUCAGAUCACCAUGAUGACACUUAGACGAUCAAUCAAAUUAUCCGAGGAUAGAGGAACACUCCUCCAGUUCCACGGGUAGUAGUGCGACGAACAGAUAUAGUCAUUUUUGAAUGUAAAUACGGAGUUUCGAUCGAGCUGUACUACCUGCAAUGGUCCCCGUGAGCCGGAGCAAACCUUGGAGGAAAUCGAGUGAAGACCGGGAAUCCGCUGUCAGAGCUCAAGCCGAGACCCCACUCAUUUUUGUACAUGAACUGUUAUGCGGAAUCGUU